Messenger RNA from Paramuricea clavata, 489 nucleotides. The record is from the annotation of a GenBank genome assembly. NCBI's taxonomy places the organism in Eukaryota, Metazoa, Cnidaria, Anthozoa, Malacalcyonacea, Plexauridae.
AUGGAGGAAGUGUUGACGUAUUCUCUCUGGCCGUAUCCACACCCAUUGGCUACAAAUGAAGGUGACCUCGUAAAGACUGUUAAAGCUAAAUUGCUCAAAAUGAUUGAAGAUGAAAUACAAGAUGGUUCAGUUGACCUUCCUGUUGGAGACAAAGCAUAUAUUUUUGAUGCCAUGGCAAUAUUACAAACAUUGACAGUUCUCCCAGCAACAUUUGGCGAACUUGCAAUGGAUUUGCUGGCUAAGAUCGUCAACACUGCUGUUUCUUUAAAUUUCAGUCUGGUUGAUUUCGUCUGCGAUAGAUAUCCAGAAAAAGCAUCAAGAAUUUGGAGAGGGACAAGCGAGCUUUGGGUGGAACUAAUGUCAUUCGUAUAUACAGCGAGCAACAGCAAGUUCCUUGUUUAUGGCCUCUGGAGAAAACAAAGAAGAAAUUAUGAAAUUUAUCUUCCACCCCUGGAGAAAUGCAGAUUCACAGGCUCUGAAAGGCGUUGA